CUUAACAAAUAUAUAAGUUGAGUAAGUUCCAACCUUCUCCUCCCACUCGCUAGUAGCCGGAUCAGAACUGCCAGAAAACAAAAAAAUAGAGGAGAGAAAUGGAAGGUGUAAGUUUGUCAAAGUCAUUAUUUCUUGAGUUGGCUGUGAUGAUUUGUGUGCUGGGAGUUCUGGGGAGGUCAGUAAUGGCGCAAGACAAAUCGAAGCUGACUUUAGAUUACUACGAUAAAUCGUGCCCAAAUGCGCAGCCGAUUGUGCGCAAGGAAAUGGAUUGUGCCGUGCGUGAAAAUCCGCGCAAUGCAGCCGCAAUCCUUCGGCUUCAUUUUCAUGACUGUUUUGUUCAGGGUUGUGAUGGAUCUGUACUCCUGGAAGACACAGCCACGCUGACAGGAGAGAAAACAGCAUCUCAAAACGUCAACUCUCUCAUCGGUUUCCAUCUCGUAGAUCGCAUCAAGACCCAGCUCGAAGGAGAAUGCCCAGGAGUUGUUUCAUGUGCCGAUCUCCUUGCUAUAGCAGCACGAGAUGCAGUCCUUUUGGUUGGUGGACCUUAUUGGGACGUGCCAGUCGGGCGGCUCGACUCAAAAACUGCAAGCUUGGAGCUUGCAAAUAUCGAUAUCCCCAACCCAAAUCAGAACCUUGUCGCCCUCAUAUCCAAGUUCAUUAGCAAAGGUCUAUCACCACAGGACAUGGUGGCUCUUGUAGGUUCGCACACAAUAGGCAUGGCAAGGUGUUUGAAUUUUAGAGAUAGGAUCUAUGGAGACUUUGCAGCCACAUCACAACCAAACCUGGGCUCCCUUGCCUACCUCAAUAAGCUGCAAUCAAUCUGCCCUGAGAGUGGACAUGACAGCAAGAUCUCCCCAAUGGACUAUGUAAGUCCAAACGUGUUCGACAAUGUGUUCUUCGAAUCUUUGCUAAAAGGCGAGGGGCUGCUGAAUUCAGACCAGGAGAUGUACUCGAGCCUCGUCGGAUUCGAGACCGCCGACCUCGUAAAGACUUACUCUAUGGAUCCUCUGAUCUUCUUCAAACACUUCUCUGAUGCUAUGGUAAAGAUGGGAAACAUUACCAAUCCGGAAGGAGGAGAAGUAAGAACGAAUUGCAGGUAUGUCAACACAUGAGCCCUAAGAGGAAGACAAUGGGGGGCAUUGAGUUGUUCAUCUGAUGAAUUGUAUUUCAACUUAAUGUGACAAUAACAGGUAUGGGGGGGGUUUGUAUAAGAAUAUAGAGAUAUAUUGAU
Molecule: messenger RNA, 1231 nt
Organism: Phalaenopsis equestris
Lineage: Eukaryota; Viridiplantae; Streptophyta; Magnoliopsida; Asparagales; Orchidaceae
Product: peroxidase 11-like
Exons: 4
Coding region: 99-1112 (337 amino acids)
Biological process (GO): response to oxidative stress; hydrogen peroxide catabolic process
Molecular function (GO): heme binding; peroxidase activity
Source: RefSeq, a predicted model, not a curated record